CGUUAUAGAAUACUCCACGCUUAUAGCGCCGAGGUUCAAGCAUCAUGGCCUCCAAAGGAUGCUUGCAAUCUGUAAGCUACAGUGUCUCGAGCCCGCUAAGGGAGUUACGAUUGCAACCACAUUUCCUAAUGUCAAUUUGCUGUUGCCCUUCGCGUCCCAAUUUGGUGAUCUUUUUUUUUGCUAGGUAUGCGCUAUGCAACCUAUUGGAACGAGUACAGUAGAUCGCACAGGAAGACGGUUAUAAAGCACUGUGCACUCUGAUAGACCGGAGUUAGUUCGGAACUGUAAAAUGAUGUAGCUGUAUCAGGCGCGUGUGGAAAGUGAAAUAGUAUUUGCAGUGCAUUUGCAGGUCGCGAAUAACUAGAUAAAAGCAAGAGGAACGGAGAGCUAUGUAAAUGUAAGAUAGUGACUUUAAUAGAAUCGUUCAUUGUUGAUGUGUUUAUUUGCAAGCGUUUGAAACCCAUCUUUCAACCUUCAUGCGUACCUGACAUGUUGUAGGUUCCAGUGCCCCCACGAUGACACCUCCGUCGGUGCAAGCGGAAGGAUUGAGGGGUUCCGAAACGGAUGGCGCCAAGCUAACGACGGCGGUCGGGGGGCGGCUCAGCUACCUGACCCGCACGGACGAACCGAGCGUGGAUGUCAGCCGGUGGGACAUACUGCUGACGGCCAUCUCGAUCCUGUUCCGGCUGGUCAGCAUCAGUCUGACCGUGCUGCUGUCCUGCGAGUACUACCGGAACGGGCGCACGGUCUACUUCGCCCUGACACUGGUCGGGCUGUUCGUGCCCGGCAUCAUCACCUCGCUGCUCAACCUGCUGAUGUACCUGGACGACGCGCGCCGAAACCGGCGGGACCGGCAGCCCUGCUGCAGCACGCUGCUCUGUGUCGUGGUGGUGCCGUUCUGCUGCCGCUACUGGCACUCCCUGCGCCUCUCGUACGCGUGCUACCGUGCCAAGCACCGGCAGGACUGGGCCGCCCAGAAGCGAACGUACGAGCUGCUGGUGCAGGAGGACAGUGACGUGGCGCUGCUCCGCAUCUUCGAGUGCCUGCUGGAGGUAACGCUGCAGAAGAUACUGCAGCUGACGAUCGUCCUGUCGACCGGGCCGGUCACCGUCCUGCAGAUGCUCUCGAUCGUGAGCGCCAUGGGCAGCAUCGCCUGGUGCAUGGCGUCCCACUACCGGUGCGUCCGGUUUGCCCGGCUCGACAAGCGGCACAUCCCCUGGUCGGGCACGAUCGUGCACAUCGCGUGGCAGUUCUCCGUGACGGUGGCGCGCGUGCUCGCGAUCGCCACCGUCGCGAGCGUGUUUCCGCUCUACACCGCCGCCGCCUGUGCGGUGCACGCGCUCCUAAUGGCGACGUGGGUGUUUUGCUACGAGCGGCCCCGCUUUUGCGGCGACUCUAUUCCCCAGCGUGCCCUGCUGUCCUGCGCCUUCGGUGCGGUGUUCAUCUUCAACUACAUCCCGCUGCAGGAAGGCACUACCCGGCUGCGGUACACGUUCUUUUACGCCGUGUGCUUCGUCGAAACCGUUGCGGCCAGCGCACUGUACGGGACGUUCGUGCGCAACCCGACGAUCCGCCAGUCGGUGCUGUGGACCGGUCUGCUGACCUGCUUCCCGAUCGCCACGUUCCUGGUGGGGAUUGGCCUGAUGCUGGUGUUCUAUCGCUACUGCCAUCCAAACAUUAUCUCCCGGCAGCUGCAGUCGCGCACGGCGGCGGCAGCCGCGGAAUGAGCGACACUGCGCGGACACACAAAGCAAACCGCAAACAACCAAAGAUACCACACUGCCAGUGGAUCGAAUGGAUUCCAACCGCGAAGACUGACAUACUGAAAUUGAAUAGUUUUUAAAAUUAGAGAUUUUUGUUUUUUUUUUCUUUCCAAGAUGCAACGCUGGAAAGUGAAAAACAGGAACCGAACAGUUCUCCUUUGUACACAUAUCGAGGGGAAAGCCCGAAUGGGAAUGAAUAGUAUUAUAUUUAGUAAUCGACUGUAGAACAAUACUGUUAGACAUAGAGCUAUGUUUUUAGAGAGUAAGUAUUUUUAUUAAUAUAUUUUGUUAAUAUUUCGAUGAUAAAGAAGCGUUUUAAAUAAACAAGUCGUUUACAUUAAA
This is a messenger RNA of Anopheles gambiae (African malaria mosquito), 2105 nucleotides long. Its product is annotated as XK-related protein 6. Gene Ontology annotation, biological process: apoptotic process involved in development; phosphatidylserine exposure on apoptotic cell surface; engulfment of apoptotic cell. NCBI's taxonomy places the organism in Eukaryota, Metazoa, Arthropoda, Insecta, Diptera, Culicidae. Gene Ontology annotation, cellular component: plasma membrane. The record is from RefSeq and is a predicted model, not a curated record. The transcript has 2 exons. The coding region runs from base 516 to 1727 and encodes 403 amino acids.